AUGUCGGACCUUCAGAGUCAGCACGACAAAGACGUCGCUGAAAUCGCAGUCAAAGUAAAGGAAUUCCACAAGAACCAGAAGCCCUUCCGAAUCUACCAUGGCACAACCGGCAGCACCCGGCCCAUGGCCUUCAAGGCCGGCACCUUUAUCGACACUCAGAAGCUCAACCGUACUUUCCCUGUCGACAAGGAGAAGAUGACCAUCAAGGUGGAGCCAAAGGUUGCGAUGGACGAGCUAGUUGCGGUUACUCAGAAGCAAGGCUUCCUUCCUCAGGUUGUCCCUGAACUGAUGGGCAUCACCGCCGGCGGUGCCUUCUCCGGAACUGCCGGCGAAAGCAGCUCUUACAAGCACGGCCUCUUUGAAGAAACAGUCUGCGAGAUCGAGAUCAUCGUCGGCGAUGGCUCUAUUGUCACCGCCAAUGCAUCGUCUAAUUCCGACCUCUUUGAAUGGGCAGGCAGUAGCAUGGGCACCUUGGGCAUCAUCACCCUUCUCGAGGUCAAGCUGGUGCCAGCCAAGAAAUAUGUCCAGCUCGAGCUCAAGCGCGCCAACGGCAUCAACGAUGCCAUGGACAAGAUCGAGGCUGCUAUCGCGGAUCCUAGCAACGAUUUCAUUGAUGGCAUGCUUUUCAACAAAGAUUACGGCGUCGUCAUGUUCGGCAAGCUGACCGACAAGCCAGAAGGUGCCGAGAUUCACUCGUUCGUCAAUCGCAACGAACCAUGGUUCAGCAACUACAUCGAGAAAGUCGGCUCCAACAAAAGCGCCGACCCCAAGCCCAUUGCACUGCCCGUCGACCAAUACUUCUUCCGGUACGAUCGCGGCGUGUUCUGGGGCGCCAAGCUUGCCUUUGACUACUUCCACGUUCCCUUCAACCGCGUCACCAGAUGGGCUUUGGACCCCUUGAUGGGUUCUCGCGUCGCCUAUCACGCGCUGCACGAAGGUGGCUUCGCCAGCAAGUACGUUGUCCAAGACUUUGACAUGCCCCGCUCCAAAGCCGGUCCCUUUGUGGACUACAUCAACUCCAUCCUACCCAACUACCAGUUCUGGCUCUGCCCGGCCAAGAACGGCAAGGACCUACACGUGAUGAACAAGUUCCGCGCGCCGAGCGGCGAUGAGGAAAAACGUCGCAUCAUGCAGGAAGACCGCAUCUACAAUGUAGGCGUCUACGGCAAAGGUACCAAUGACUUUGAUCAGUUUGUCAAGCUCAACCGCGAGAUUGAGCAAAAGCUGUGGCACGAGUUCUGCGGCGUCAAGAUCUUGUAUGCGCACGCCUACUACACGGAAGAAGAGUUCUGGGAGAUCUACAACCGCGAACCCUAUGACCUCGUCCGCAACAAGUACAACAGCCAAGGAUUGCCGACCGUUUACGACAAGAUCAGCCAGGACAUGCAAAGCGGAAGGAAGCCGCCGAAGGUGCUGGCAGGCACGCGAGGUGCGGUGAAAGCGUUCUUGGGACUGUUGAGUAGUAAGAGACGCACAAGCUUCCUCUUAGACAAGAGACAGGGUGGCACUGCCAGCCAGACACCCCAGCCAGCGGCGAAAAAGGCGGAGGAUAAGGAUGCCAAGAAGGAGGUCAACGGCGUCAACGGCGCCGCAGAGAAGGGCCCCGUCAACGACCAAAAGACCUCCAACGAGCAGCAGCAAGUCAACGGCGUCAAGAAAGAGGAACCCGCCGCCGCCGUCGCCCCCGUCGCAGCCCCCACCGCAGUCGCCGCCAGCGCCACCUCCUCCUCUGCGGCAAACGGCGACGUCAAGGACCCCGCCACCCUGGCCGGACCCGGCAUCGAGCGCCCUCCACCACCAGUGAAGGGCGAGUCCGCCUUCGCCAUCCCACUCCCGGACGGCGACGCGAGCGAGUCCACCGCACUGCACGGCCACAGCGCCAUCGAGAAGCCCGUGCAGGUGACAGCAGUCGGCGGCGGUGACGACCCUGUUGCGGCUGCUGACGAUCUGUUCGAUAAGGCGGUCGAGGCGAAGGCUGGCGCUGUUGCUGGCGCUGAUGCGGCGGUGGUGAAUGGUGAGGGCAAGGCUUAG
Molecule: messenger RNA, 2031 nt
Organism: Cyphellophora europaea CBS 101466
Lineage: Eukaryota; Fungi; Ascomycota; Eurotiomycetes; Chaetothyriales; Cyphellophoraceae
Exons: 1
Coding region: 1-2031 (676 amino acids)
Biological process (GO): steroid metabolic process
Cellular component (GO): cytoplasm; membrane
Molecular function (GO): FAD binding; Delta24(24-1) sterol reductase activity
Source: RefSeq, a predicted model, not a curated record